Messenger RNA from Exophiala bonariae, 1452 nucleotides. RefSeq lists its product as uncharacterized. NCBI's taxonomy places the organism in Eukaryota, Fungi, Ascomycota, Eurotiomycetes, Chaetothyriales, Herpotrichiellaceae. Bases 1 to 1452 code for a protein of 483 amino acids. The record is from RefSeq and is a predicted model, not a curated record. The transcript has 2 exons.
AUGGAUCGACUACUGGAAGAACCACCUGAGAGUGCAGCCCUCGACCGAACUCCGCCGAACCUUCUGACUUUGCCAUUCGAGAUUCGGAAGCGUAUCCUGAAGCACCUUCUUUCCACCAACCUGGAAGAAAAUAUUGUUACUGGCUACCGACACGACAUGCCUGAUUCUUGGGAAGAUCUCGAGGUCCGGCGUCAAGAAACCAUGCUGAACGUUGCAGAUUUUUUUGAGAACCAUUACGUGCCCACUUUGGGUUACAACCUCACUCCAAAGGUGCUUUGGACGUGCAAACAGAUCUUAUGCGAGGGCACAGCCAUACUUGUCGACGAUAAUGAUUACAUCGCCCUCAGGUAUCAAGAAUUCCCAACCACAUUUGGCCCAGCCAUGAAAGAGUACAUGAUGAAGAGCGGGAUACUGACAUUCUGGGAGAACCCUGGGAUUUUCAAGUUGCCGGCUUCUCAAAACGUAUUUGGACGACCUGUGAUGACAAUCGACCUCAAGUUCUCUGAGGACAAGAGCCUUGCUCUAACUACAGUAAUUGUCCCUUUUGCUACACUCAACAACCUCUGUCAGGCUUUGUGCGCAUCCGCUUAUUAUUCGGAUGAUGCUGUAGAGAAAAACGAGCUUAUCCGCAGGCCGAAAAUUUUGCUCAACUUUUGCGUCAAGAGAAUUCCAGACUGGAAGAAACUUGGAUUCAAAGUGGUCGUCUACCAUCUGCAGACACAUCUUUUCGAUUGGUUUCAAGAUGUCAUCUGGUCCGUAUCUUGCGAAGCACCUACGACUGGUCUCGAUCUUGAGCUCAAAAUAAGAGAUUGGAUCUUGGAACGUCCAACUGGGGCCUCAUUGACGUGGUCCCAAUGGGGAAAGCAAGUUGUGGACACCUGGGCGGCAAGUGUUUCCUUCGUGGAAUUCAACGCGCUCCUGGCUUUUGACUGGACGUACGAAAUCUUUGAUUCGCCGGACUUGGAUGUGGAUCAACUCGUCUUAUGGACUCACUUCUACCUCGGGAUGAGUCUCUUAGAGCGAGCGAACAGCAAGCUGAAGCUUGAUCACGAUCUCCAAGACUAUUACCGCCAGGCUAGGUCUGUGGAAUUUUACUUGCCACACUGGGAGUGCUUCCCCACAAACACGGGACAUCAGGCCAGGCUAUCUUUGGCGAAUGGCAUUGCAGCUGGUAGCCUCCCGCUCUUCCAACAUCGCCAGGAUCAAUUUGAGAAUGCUCUCAAGUGGUGCUUGACAAUUCUACGGAACACGAACAAGAAAUUUGACUCCGAGAAACUCAACCAGUUCGACCUGUCCCUCAAUAACAGUAUCUGGGAAGCUAUCGCACAGCUCUUCGACAUGGAAGAGGAAAUCCCAGAGGCAAUCGCACAAGCAAUACUUGACAAAUUUGGUGAAAUGUCGCCGGUGACACUGAACGUGGAGGGAGCCUUUGACGACUCCGAUGGUGACUGA